This is a messenger RNA of Annulohypoxylon truncatum, 1620 nucleotides long. Its product is annotated as P-loop containing nucleoside triphosphate hydrolase protein. Gene Ontology annotation, biological process: mitochondrial respiratory chain complex III assembly; protein insertion into mitochondrial inner membrane from matrix. The record is from RefSeq and is a predicted model, not a curated record. The transcript has a single exon. Bases 108 to 1550 code for a protein of 480 amino acids. Lineage: Eukaryota; Fungi; Ascomycota; Sordariomycetes; Xylariales; Hypoxylaceae. Gene Ontology annotation, cellular component: mitochondrial inner membrane. Gene Ontology annotation, molecular function: ATP hydrolysis activity; ATP binding.
UCUUGUCUCAAACUCUCAAAAUAGAUUUCACUCAUAUUUCCGUCCUGCUAACCCUAUUCAGCCUUAUCUCUGCUGCCAUCACGCCAGCUAGCAGGUCUAUCUUUCGGAUGUACGAAUGGAUCCAGAAGUCCUUCAUGGUCUCUGUCUGCGUGCCGGCUCCAGACGAGCUCUACGAACAAGUACUGACCUGGGUUUCCGCCAAUGUCCUGAAGCAGCGGACGAACAGAUCCCUCUUUGCUCAGACAACAAUCCUUAGGGGAAACGAUAUGGACACAAAAGAAUAUGCGGAGUAUAGGGGUAGAAGAAAAGUCCAAAUUGAUUACCUGCCUGCCUUUAAAUCAAUCUGGUUCAUGUACGAGAGGCGGCCCUUUAUGAUCAGGCUGUCGCGCAGCGCGGUAAUCGGGAGCAAACUCAGGACCGGUCGCCGUAGGGUGAGAGGAAGGGAGGAAAAAGACAGCAAUAGCAAAGUUAACCUUACCGUAUCCUCGAUUGGCCGCUCCCAAGAACCCACUAGAAGGUUCCUUAAGGAAUGUCGCAGCUUCUCGGAGAAACAGCAACAAUCAACCGUGGCUAUACAUGCGUUUACGAUGUUCAGUUAUAUGGAAUAUGGCUGGGAGGUUAAGGCGCACAGGGCAACGAGACGUCUGGAUUCCGUUCACCUUGAUGAAGACGUAAAAUCCGACUUGGUGUCGGAUAUAGAGCAAUACCUCGACCCUAGGACUCGACAGUAUUACACCUCGCUCAACAUCCCUUAUCGUAGAGAAUAUCUCCUCCACGGUCCGCCUGGAACCGGCAAGACAUCGCUAUCAGUUGCAUUAGCGGGGGAAUUCGGGCUCGAUUUAUUCAUACUGGACCUGUCCGCGGUUCCAAAUGAUGAGGUUCUCGACCAAUUAUUCCAGGAGUUACCUUCACCCUGUCUGGUGCUUUUGGAGGACAUCGAUGUCGUGGGGCUGAAGGACAGGAAUGACGACGACGAAGAGGAGAAGAAAACAAAGAAACGGCCUUAUAUGAAGUGCACCCUUUCCGGAUUACUCAACGCGCUUGACGGGGUUGCCUCGAGCGAGGGACGUAUUCUGCUGAUGACUACCAAUCAGCCGGACCGGCUUGACGAGGCUUUGUUGAGACCGGGACGUAUUGAUCGAAAGAUAUAUUUCGGCCACGUUAACCAACACGGCGCGGAGCAAAUGUUUCACCGCAUGUAUGAGGCGGACCUAUUGGAAGAUGAUAUCGGCAAAGGUGGAAGCAUCGAAUCGCUCGAUAGCGUGCAAGAUAGCUUCUCCUCAAAAGACAUUGAAGGCGGCGAAGAUCUGUCGGCACUAGCUACGAGGUUCUCCAGGGAGAUACCGGCAGAAACCUUCACGCCGGCUCAACUCCAGGAGUAUCUUCUCCAACACCAGAGAGCGCCUGUGCGAGCAGUAAGCCAAGUGACGGGCUGGGUUGCGGAAGAGAAACGCAAGAUAGAGGAAAAGGAGGUCAAGAGUAAAGAGGGUAAAUCAAACGAUGAAGCGGCAAUCAAGAGACUUUUGAGACUUAGCGGAGGUACCUCGUAAUUCUAAACACAUUAUAGUUGUUGGGGGUAUGCUAUUUAUUUCUAGCUCCGGAGAGCCACCCAUCGAAACA